Messenger RNA from Octopus sinensis (East Asian common octopus), 1002 nucleotides. RefSeq names its product DNA polymerase epsilon subunit 4. Gene Ontology annotation, molecular function: protein heterodimerization activity. Bases 26 to 376 code for a protein of 116 amino acids. NCBI's taxonomy places the organism in Eukaryota, Metazoa, Mollusca, Cephalopoda, Octopoda, Octopodidae. The record is from RefSeq and is a predicted model, not a curated record. Gene Ontology annotation, cellular component: nucleus; epsilon DNA polymerase complex. The transcript has 4 exons.
ACUUUUUAAUUGUCUUUCUAAAAAAAUGGCGGGAGAAACUCCUGACGAUCCAAAUGGAAACGAAAAUAGCGAAAAAGAAUUAAGGAAAGACGACAGCGACCAGACGGAGACGAACGGUGUUACCUCGGACAAAUUGGUGAAAUUACCAAUUAGUAGGAUUCGUAAAAUCAUCAAACUCGAUCCAGACGUGUCACUUGCGAGUCAGGAAGCGAUGGUAGCAUUAACGAAAGCCACUGAAUUGUUUGUUCAAUACUUGUCUCGAGAAGCAGCAAUUUAUACAUUCCAGGGAAAACGGAAAACUUUACAACGGAAAGAUUUAGAUAAUGCUGUUGAGAGAACUGAUACCCUGGCAUUCCUUGACGGAGCUCUUGAAUAACAGAACCAGGAGACAGUUUCACAUGUUUGCACCUUCAACUCUUUAAACAAAAGCUGAAACACAGUUGUGUGAUCCAUGAGGAUCCAUGGAACUUGGAGCUGCAUCGGACUAAUCUCAGAAUCACAAUAUAUAUACACACACACGCGCAUAUAUAUUUCUACAGAACUGAAGGCUGUGUAUGUAUGGGUGAAUGAAAGAGAUAAUAAAAACAUCUUUAAUUUUCAAUGACUAUUUUAAAAUCAUUAACCAUCUCCAUUCAUUGUGAUACACUCAAUACAUUUGCAAUAAUUUGGCAAUCUCAAUGAUUCUAAUCAUAUUUUCUUGUUUUUCUUUUGGCCCCUUUUUCUGUUAAUUCAAAUAAAUUCUACCCAGUCACCUCUAUUUUCUUUUCAUUUUUACUUUAAUAUUGCUUUUUUUUCUUUUUUCUGAAGUAUAUUUAUGUAAACAAAAUAAAGUUAAUGUUUUAUUGCAAUUAAUUUGCUUCAGAAUGUUUCUGUAAACCAGUGGCUCUCUACCAGGGUCCAUAUCACUCUUAGGGAUCCAUAUGACCCUUCACGGCCCAUUUAAGAUUUUGUUAUGAAAAGUUAUCAGCAAUAAAUUGGUUCUAUUUCUAACAAUACUCAAAA